AUGACUGUGGCAGCGCUGCUCGUUCUCCUGACCUUGGUUACGGCCGUGCAUUGCAGGAGGUUCAAUCCACUGCAUCAUUCCGGCGCCGCGUCACCAUUUUUUGACGCGCCCGCUCAGUUUGGUGUCUCUCCGUCCACACCCUCCCAGUGCGCUGUAGACCAAGUUGCAUAUAUUGUUCGGCAUGGCUCUCGUUACCCUGAGCCGGGGUCUUUUGCAGGUUGGCAAGCCCUGUUCUCAAAGCUCCAAAAUGCGACCUACACAGCCCGUGGUCCACUAGCCUUCCUCCCUUCUUGGGUCCCGCCUGUCGAUGAUAUACCCCACGAGCCUUUUUUCUUGUCUUCUACAGGUGCUCAGGAAGCCUUUCAAUUGGGUGUCGAGCUGAGGAAGCUCUACCGAUUCACUAAGGGUGGAGACAACUUCACCGUGUGGUUCCAGCGCGUUGUCGACACAGCGACGUACUUCACGCUGGGCUACCUGUCUCAGGGUAAUUACUUGUCAGCCCAGAAUGAAAAUCGGGGCCAUGUUGUGACGAUGCCCGACUCCGUCAACUUUACCUUCGCGGACUCCCUAACGCCGUCGGCAGCUUGCCCUGCUUAUAGUAGCGGAGACACCUCGGUCAAGGCGACGGUAUUCCGUAGAACAAACCAAGGGAACAUCGCAAAGCGCCUGAACCAAUUUCUCGACGGAUUGACCUUGAACGCAACUGAUAUCGGUGUCAUGCAAGAUCUGUGCGGUUUUCAGGCCGAGGUCAGUGGCGACACUCGCUUCUGUGACAUUUUUCAAGACUCGGAAUGGCUGGACUAUGAGUAUGCUCAUGAUCUCAAUUACUAUUACGGGUCAGGUCCAGGCAACCCAUUCUCUACCACGGUCGGAUAUCCCUGGUUGAAAGCCAUUGCCGACCUCUUUUCAUCUGGGCCAAACACCACCUCUCUUGGAGGCAACUUCGUACCACCGCCGCUUAUCAUGGGCUUCACGCACGACAACAAUCUGCCGCCCAUCGUGUCCGCGCUCGGAGUUUGGAACACGUCCUCGUUCCCCGGCGUAUACCCGUUGUCAACGAGUCAUGCUGAUCCUCGCAGGAACUUCCGCUCAUCCUUCCUCGUAUCCUUCCGCGGCUAUGUCGCUCUCGAGCGUCUGUCCUGCUCACAUGAAGUCUCGCGUCGGGGUGCCAUUUGCCUUGCACAGAUAAACAAUGCGGUCGUCCCCCUCCCCGGAUGCGCGGGAGGCCCCGGAUCAUCCUGUUCUCUUGCCUCCUUCCAAAAUUACGUUGCGAGCCGGGCUGCAGUUGCUGGGGACUUUGUGCAACGCUGCGGCCUUCAAGACGUACAAAACGCGACGGGCAUUCUGAACGUCUUCACCAAUGUUCCCUCGAUAAUCGGGCAAUCGUCUAUUUUGACUGUACCCCUUCCCUAUGCGAAUGCGCCGUAG
Molecule: messenger RNA, 1428 nt
Organism: Dichomitus squalens LYAD-421 SS1
Lineage: Eukaryota; Fungi; Basidiomycota; Agaricomycetes; Polyporales; Polyporaceae
Product: phosphoglycerate mutase-like protein
Exons: 7
Coding region: 1-1428 (475 amino acids)
Cellular component (GO): fungal-type cell wall
Molecular function (GO): acid phosphatase activity
Source: RefSeq, a predicted model, not a curated record